Messenger RNA from Oenanthe melanoleuca, 3208 nucleotides. RefSeq names its product collagen alpha-1(I) chain-like. The record is from RefSeq and is a predicted model, not a curated record. NCBI's taxonomy places the organism in Eukaryota, Metazoa, Chordata, Aves, Passeriformes, Muscicapidae. The transcript has 3 exons. The coding region runs from base 1 to 750 and encodes 249 amino acids.
AUGGGAGUUGCAGCAUCUGUCAUUCCCCGGACACCGUGCGCCGCGGAAGGGCGGGCGCUGCUCCCCGGCAGCGGCGGCUCCCGCACGGCCGGCCCGGCGCGCGCUCCGGCAUCCCGGGACCGCCGGCCCGCGAGGUCGCGCGCUCGGCACCGGCCUCUCCCGGCGCCGCCGGGGCAGCGGCAGCGGCGCGUGCGGCCCCGGGACAUGCGCAGUGCCGGCCGCGGGCCCGGCCCCACCGGGACCCCGCCGGGGGGGCGGCGCAGCCCGGGGGGUCCCGGGGGUCCCCGCCAGCCCCCCCGCGCCCUCGCCGCGCAUGCGCGGAUAGCCGCCCUCCCCCCCGGACGGGCGGCGGGGGAGGGCGAGCGGCUCUCGGCUCGUCCCUUCUCGUCCUGGCCGCCGGUUUCCGCUGGCGGUGCCGCCGGUUCCUCACGCCCGGCGAGCAGCUGCCGCCGCCACCGCGGCGCGCGGCGCCCUCCCGGUUCGGCUGGGAGCGAAGGGGAAGACCGGGUCAGCGACACCCGCCGGCCCCCCGGGAGCGCCGGCGAGCGCAGCCCGCCCCGCUACUUACGCGCUCCCCCGCCUCCCGCCGCCGGUGCCGCCGCUCCGCGGCCGCGCUGCCCCCGCUAUCACUUCUCGUCUUCACGGACAAGACAAUAUGGCGCCCGCUGCCGCUCACCCGGAAGUGAAAGGCGUCACGGCGCUGACCCUCGCCUGGUGUACACGGGCGCCUGCCGCCGCCAUCUUUGCUGAGGGCGGCCGGGCGGCGCUUCCCGUUUCCCUCGGCCCGGCCGGGAGCUCCGAGGCCGCGCUGCCGCCAUCUUUACUGCGGGCAGCCCGCCGGUGCCGCCGCGGCGGGAGAGGGGGCCGGGCUCGCUCCGCCCGGGAGCGGUGGGAGUCCAGCGGGAUUCGCCUUCCCGCCUGCGCUAGUGCGAGCAGCCCCGUGGCAGGCUCAUCAGCUCUGUGGCUCCACAGGCACUGUCUUGUGACUGUCCAGCAGAGAGCUGCUCAGGAGUCACAGCUUUUCUCAGGGGUCAGUAUUGCAGCCUGUAGGCAGAACCAGUGUGGUGCUGGGGACCGACCAGACUGCAGCUACAGUAGCUCUUCCUGAGCUUUGCAGGCUCACAGAAUAAGUGAUGAGAUUGAGAACCACUAUAUUAUGCUCAAGGAUCAAUGAAAGCAAAGACGUUGACACAGAGGCUUACGGAGACCCCAAAAACAUAAAGAACAAAUGGGGCUGAUGAAGAAAGCAAUGGUGUCCUUGUGAGAAGGGUGGGAUGAAGAGAAAGCCAUUUGGAAGCUAUGCUACAUGAAGACCCAGGCUACUGCACUUUUUCAGGGUGGGAGACUACAAAAGUAUGGUGAAGCUCUGUAAAAAAUACAUGCUGUAGGCCUGAAGAGAUUAUUGUUUGGUAACAUAAGCCCUUCACUUAAACUUGUAUGUUCUGAAAACAUAUAGCUUUCCAAUAGUGUGUACACGUCUGGCAGUUGCAGGAAAGUGCCAGUUCCUUGACUCUAGAAUCAUAUUUAACAUUCUAGCACCUAUAGGAUUGUUUUCCCAGAAUGCUCUGAGCUUCUUUUUCAAUUCCUCAUAAAUAAUUUUAAGAAGUCUUCAGUAUAUGCAUUUAUGUAGUUUCUUUAUAGCCAACCUUUACACAAAAAAACUUAGGUCUGUGUAAAGGACACUGUGACUUGCAUCUAAAAUUGUGUGUGACAUCUUGCACUGGUCAUCAGUUUUCUCAUUCUGAAGGCAUAGCUUCACCUAUUGCCUUCAUAUUUAGAGAAUGUUCCUUCUCAUAUUUUCAUACCUGUUCCUGACUCAAGGCUUACAGAGUUCCUGCCAACAGAGUUUUGUAUUUCAAUUCAGAACGCCUCAUCCAAGAGCAACAGUGAUGGUCAUCUUGAAUAAAGGCAUUGGCUCUUUUUCAUGGCAUUUUCUUUCUGUGUUGUAUAAAAUACCUGUAAAUACAAGUAAAUGUUCCCUGCCUGUUAAUGAGAAAAUAAUCCUGCCAGCAUCUCUUAUGGCAUUCUAGGCAGUUAUGUCCACUUGGGAAAAUUUCAGCAAACAGUUUGCAAACUACAGUUAAAAAGAAACAAAGACCUCCUCAUUCCUGAAAAUAGCAUUAGAAGUAAGAAGUAACAGGUUAAGAGCCUCAUUCUGUUUCUCUCCUAGUUGCCCAGCCUAGGGAAGUCAUUCUAGGCUAAAAAGGUAGAUUAAUACAGGUACUUAAAUUCAGUGGUUUUAUGGAAGUCAGCAAAAGGAGUCAGGUGUCAGCUACUUUGCUUGAGGAUGGAGGAUUCACUCCAUGUGUUCCUCCUAGCAAGACUGUGUCACAAAAGUGACACUUAGUUGCCAUUUGCUACAACUCUUGCCUGCGGCUUAUUCUGAGUUUUGAUCAGCUAUAUAGAAAGAGGAAAAAGGUGUGUAGGUGGAUGAAGGGUAUGGGAAGAUAAGGAGCUAAAAGAGAAUUAAGGUAUUUUAACCAACUCUUGUUUAAAUAUUAUCUUUCUUAGUGUAGACUUAAGUUAAGAUGUUGUUAGCUGGAAUAUAGAUGGCUAAAACUGGUUGCUUGGUUUCUUUCAGUUUUACUACUUUUGGGUAGAUUGAAACACUUAAUUUUAAUUUGUAGAAGGAAAAAACCAUGGUUUUGGCCAAAACACAUAGCAUAGUUUUGAUCUAAACAGAGUUGUUUUCCUUUUGAAAAUAAAAUCCUGCACAACCAGAGCCUCACUCCAUUAUGACUAUCAGUUGUAUGGCCUAACAAUCCUUAGUGCCUGCACAAGAAUGUGCAAGUCAAGAUACACCUCAGCAGUUUGAGCAAAUGCAAUUCUAGCAGGCUGUGCCAUUUUCUUAUGCAAAAGAGGGAAUGCAAGUGGGAUGAAUCUCUGAAACAGAAGUAAAGAAUAGGAGAGACAGGCAGGUAGGUAUGACAACAUGUGGUACAGGGAGUAAUAGGGACAGCAUGUUUUUUCAUUAAAAAACAUUACCAUAAAUGGAAACAGUAAGCAUGUAUUAACAUUUUUUCUCUACCAAAGAGCAAGUCAUACAGGAUGGGACUGUUACAUAAGUAAUUUGUAUUUUAAGUAACUGCUUAUUAUAUAAAUUAAUUACCACGUAACUUCAAGUAGUCAUCAGGUCUUGACCUUAGAAUGUAUCUGUUUCCAUCUCUGGGAUGGAAAUGAGAAAUUACCAAAGGAAGUGACACCUCAA